CGCUUAUAGAACCUAAAAGCAAGUGUAGAGUGUCAGUAUAGAUGGUAGAUAUUAAUCUGGAGAGAGCGAAGAUAUAAAUCUUAAUUUUUUUAAAUAUCGUUCUAUUUAUUAAAACAAUGGGUACUGUUGAAUAUGGUUUUCCAACGAUAGGCGGAUUAAUGCCACAAAUACAAGCUCUUAUAGCACCACCAGUAUCUGAAGAUUCUAAAACAGCCAAGACAAAGAAAGAGAAAGAGGAGAAAAAACAUCCAUACUUCAAGAGACGAGGUCGUGGUCAUAACCAUGAUUUUUGUGAUGCUUGUAAGGAUGGAGGAGAACUUAUAUGCUGUGACAGAUGCCCAGCUUCUUAUCACUUACAAUGUCACUAUCCUGCAGUUGACCCAAUGGAUAUUCCUAAUGGAGAAUGGUUGUGUUAUACCUGUCGUUGUGCUGCUAAAAGAGAGAUGGAUAAUAAAGGAAAUGAUAAGAAAAAGAAAAUGUCUGCUUUGGAAAUAUUGGCAUUUGCAGCCUCCUUAGUAAAUCCUAGAGAAUUUGAAUUACCCAAGGAAUUACAACUACCUAUAAUGUUCCCUGGUAGUAAUAAGAUGGAUUAUGUAUCUGGUAGAAGAGGUAAACAGCUAAGUUCAUCAUGCAAUAAUGUUGGAAAAAGUCACUGUUUGGACAGUAACUUAAUGGUUCCAUUACCAGCCCGUUUGUGUUUUGAAUGUGGACGUAGUUGCAGGAAAGCUCCAUUAAUUGCAUGUGAUUACUGUCCAUUGUAUUUUCAUCAGGACUGUUUGGAUCCACCACUGACUACCUUUCCUAUCGGUAGAUGGAUGUGUCCUAAUCAUCCAAAUCACUUCAUAGAUCAAAAUCUGUUAACUUCAUGUAGAGUAACAGAACGUAUAAAACUGUGGGAUAAAUAUGCCAAUCAACGAAUAGAUCAACAUGCGGUAAAAUUAGAUUUCCUGCGUAAAGCCCGUGCUGCUAAUCCAUUGUUUCGCACAAAAGUAAGAUUAGAAGGUCGUCCGAGAAUAAAAGUUCCUAGCAGCAUAAAAUAUCAUUACGAGAACCCAUCGAAAUUGGAUUCUAUAUAUUUUAAUCAAAAUAUUGUUAUACGGCCUGUAAAGAAUACUGCAAGCAGAGAUGAACAAUAUACAAAUUCCAAUAAAAUAGAAAGUAACAAGGAUAAUUGUGGAUUAGAAGAUAAGAGAACUGAAGAAAGCAGCCAAGUAGAAAUAAAAACAGAAGAAAAGAAUGUAACUACAAAUAGAGAAAGUAAUCAAGAAAAAGAGUCUGAUGUGAAUGAAUGCACGAAUAAAAUAGAAAAUGAAGCUGCAACAGAUGCUUUUAGAGCAUACAAUAAUCUUGAAUUUCAUUCAAGAUAUUAUGAUUAUGAUAUUAAGGAAGGUGUACAGCUGUUAGAGAGACCAGUGUUGGAAGCAUUAGCACAACAAAGAUUAGAACAAAUAUUAAAUCCUGACGGUGAAUAUUAUGAAACAGUAACUCGUCAUAAAAAUAUUAGAGCUGUGUUAUUUUCCUUAAAUUCUAAACCUAGUCCACCAGCUUACAUGGCUCAUAGAACUUUUGUUAUUGGCAAUGGUCCAAAUUGUGAUUUAGUUUUAUCUAAUUAUGGUAAUUGUAGUUUCAUAUCAUCUAAACAUGCAAUUAUAUUUUUCGAUGAGAUGACUAAACGUUACGAGUUACUCAAUUAUAGUGAAUAUGGAACAGUGGUGGAUGAUGUAUUAUAUUGUUCUAAUUAUACUUACAUCAUGGAAAAAGAUUCGAAAGAUCAGAAGAAUGACAAAGUGACAUAUGUCACCAAGGAAGAAGAAACAUCUGAAAUGAUAAAAACUAUUCUACAUAAAGAAGAGGAAGUUUCUUUGCAACAACAUACACAUGAAAUUAAUAAGGUUUUAUGUAAAUGUAAUAGGAAGCGUGAUAUCACAACUAAUAAACAUCCAGAAGAAGGAUGGGAAGGUAGUGCAAUCAUUGCACAUGGCUCGACUAUUACUUUCGGAUGUCUCAUGUUUAUAUUUAAUACAUCAGGCACGUAUGUAGAUAGAUAAAAUUUCAUAUUGUAAAUAUUUGACUGUAAAAAUAAUUUUAUAAAUAACAAGUUAACAAAAAGUUAACUCUUAGUAUAUCAAAGUUCUUCUCCCUUCUCUUUCUUGUUUUUAAGUAUAUUAAAUUAGGUAUAU
Molecule: messenger RNA, 2180 nt
Organism: Harpegnathos saltator (Jerdon's jumping ant)
Lineage: Eukaryota; Metazoa; Arthropoda; Insecta; Hymenoptera; Formicidae
Product: PHD finger protein 12
Exons: 5
Coding region: 117-2048 (643 amino acids)
Biological process (GO): negative regulation of transcription by RNA polymerase II
Cellular component (GO): Sin3-type complex; nucleus
Molecular function (GO): protein binding; transcription corepressor activity
Source: RefSeq, a predicted model, not a curated record